Spirodela intermedia is the source of this 609-nucleotide messenger RNA. The record is from the annotation of a GenBank genome assembly. Lineage: Eukaryota; Viridiplantae; Streptophyta; Magnoliopsida; Alismatales; Araceae.
AUGGCGCAUCCGCGGGUCCCUAUUCUUGCCCCUGCCCGCUCACGCGGCGGCGGCUUUGCCCCUGGGGGUGGCGCCUUCCUGACCGCAGCGGGGCUACCCUUCCAGUGGGGCAACUCCGUCGCCCGUGGACGUCCUCUCCCGCGAGGGAUACGCUACAACUGGGGCGGCGGCAGUGGCGGCAGCAUCAGGAGAGAGGAGGGAGUCGAGGACGCAGAUGCGGACAUGGAGGAGUUGCUGGCCCGGUCCCAGAAGAGACUCCUCAUCGACGUGCGCCCACCGCCGGAAUGGAGAUCGGAGGGGGAGACCGUCAGGAGGAAGGGCAGGGAGUUGCUGUUCCGUGAGUUCUGCCUCCAUCUCGGCCUCACGCCGCAGGAGGUCGGGGCGAUCUGGCGGGGAGACGACUUGGAGGAGAAGGUGCGAGAUUUUCUGGACGAGUGGGGGUGGAGAUACCGGCCUCUGUCACAGAGGGCGGCGGUGGAGAUGCUGGACGAACAUAUGGCGUCGGUGUAUGGAAGAAACACCAGUGCAGAGAGGUCUUCCUCUCCCAUCGGGCCUCUUCGUCUUCUUCUCCGUACCUUGGGCCGCGACCCACAAACGGAGAGCAGAUGA